AUGGCGAAAAGAAAUUGGGUAAAAGCAUGCUGCGGAGUGAUAAACAGUAUUCUUGCAGCGCUGGCAUUGUACGGAACUUUAUACUUGGCAGUGCUCAUCUUUCAGAAGGGCUCCCUCCCAACAUCGCCAUCGGAUCUCUACAAGAAACCUGCGGCUUCUCACAAUUUACCUUCUGAUCAUGGUUCUGGAUCUGUGCCCCCUCCUCCAGCGACACUACAGAUUGAAAAAAUAAACCCAAAUGCGAAUUGGUUUAAUAGACCCGAGAGUUUGGUUGUGCCAAAGGACGAUUAUUUGGGGAAGCGACCACAUGUUGAUACGGUUGCGAACCUCACAAAAUUAGUGGAGGAAUGCAGGGGAUCAUACAAUAAACUCGAGAAAAUGCCGUACGUUUUCGACUGUUUAAAAUAUAUGGACGAGGGCGAGAAGGAAUAUUAUUACAUGCCGGCACAAGGAGAACGAGCGAGCGAACAACCCCCUAAACUGGCAGAGUAUCUUAAUUCUGAUGGACAGGACAACUCUUUAGAACAAUAUCCAUCGCAGAAAGGCUACUCGAAAUCGUCUUCUGGUCAAUGUAAUGGCCCAAUCAUACCAUAUCAUACCUACUGGACCGGCCCUGCGACUUGGAGAGUGGAGCUUUUCGUAAAGAGUUAUUUUUAUACACAAAAUCUUCCUUGCUCCAGAUUGUUCAUAUGGUUGGAUGGGGAUAGGGAUCCAAAUGCAAUCGAUAGGUUUAUGACUCGGGAUCCGUUGUUCAAGAGAUUUGUACCGCUCGUCGAAAGGGGGGACAUAAUUUUGAAAUUGUGGAACUUUCCCUCUAGAAUUCCAUUACCACCUGGAGACAACACGGACGGACGUGGAUAUUACAAAAGCCCAGGCAAACCAAACGCCAAUGAUGAGGUUAUGGUAGCAGAUGGACUUAUUCGAGACUCCAACGACCAGGAAUGGUUGAUCUUAACAGAAAGACAGAUGACUUUCUUGCCGGUUGCAGUCUCGGAUGCUAUGAGAUUUGUUGUCUUACAUUUAUAUGGAGGAUCUUACUACGAUAUGGACGUUGUCAUGCUACGAGAUAUGCGACCAUUACUUAUUGGAGAUGAACAUGCGUUUGCGGAACGUUGGGGGGGUCACUCCAGUCCUGGGGACUACAACACGGCGGUGAUGUCUUUAACAGCUAAUUCGUCUCUGUCCUCUUACCUUUUACGAGGUGGUGUAAGAAUGGGGCUAAACUUUCAUCCUCGAAUCAUCGGCGUUAUGGCUGUGAAGGACCGUCGAAACCAAGAAUUCAACAUGCUGGAGACGGCCGCUUUCGACCCGAUCUGGACUGAAUUCAACUGGGACAGAUUAGGAAGAUGUACAGUACCAUGUAUCAAGGAUUAUGGACAAGUGUUCAAGGGAAAGAACGCUUUCCCAAACCACGAUGAGUGGGAAAGUUAUGACGGACCGCAAUUAGAGCUUGCCUCAGCAAUCAAGUCAAAACAUUUUUGGGAAAUGAGAUCCGUCGAGAGAGCAGAAGUUGAGAAGCGUGAAGUGACGGCGGAACGAGCAACAACCGAAAAUGGUCUCGAAAUGUUGACUCUCGACCGAGCAGCAUUGAGCAAAGCCGAGUACAAAUUUGAAGAGGACAUAUAUCCUCCUACAAAUCGAACUUUAGAGAAUUUCUUCCGAGGCGCGUGGACAUAUCAUAUUCAUAACCAGUGGUACAAAAAUCCCGAACCAUCUUCGUGGCUUAACGUUAUCCAGAUAGCACACGAUGGGUUCUUCUCUGCUUCACGCACAAAUCCUUACGGCGAGAAAUGGCAAGGUCUUGAACUACCUCCAUAUGAAAUAUCUUGGGAAUAUACCUAA
Molecule: messenger RNA, 1842 nt
Organism: Sclerotinia borealis F-4128
Lineage: Eukaryota; Fungi; Ascomycota; Leotiomycetes; Helotiales; Sclerotiniaceae
Source: the annotation of a GenBank genome assembly